CCUCAACAAGGUUGCAAACUAUUGCGCCAAAUUUGAGUUGUCAUGUUUUCUCGCAUUAGUUACUCCCAAUAAUCAUUUUUCAGAAUGAACAAUGUUAACAGUGAGGACCCCACCCGUCAGGUUUAUUCAGAAUUAGGAAACUUUAUCCCGACUGGAUAUCAGGAAAAUUAUGAUUGUGAAUUAUCACAAAGCACCGUUGCUGCUGGCAGUUGUGGUGUUGGGAAUCAUUUGCCUAUUUUUCAAAAUAUGUUGAGUCAAGUCGAUGAAAAACCGAAAAUACUAUUGAUGGGUUUAAGAAGAAGUGGUAAAUCAUCAAUUCAACGGGUUGUUUUUCACAAAAUGGCACCAAACGAAACAUUGUUUUUGGAAAGUACCCACAAAAUUGAAAAGAAUGACGUAUCUGAAUGCUCCUUUAUCAAAUUUCAAAUAUGGGAUUUUCCUGGUCACAUUGAUUUUUGUGAUGAGACCUUUCAAUCUGAAGCUAUAUUUUUAGCUUCUUGUGCUAUAAUUUUCAUUAUCGAUGCUCAGGAUGAUUAUCAUGCGGCUUUAACCCGCCUACAUGCUACUUUAGAAUCAGCGUUCCGUUUUAAUAUGAAUAUUAAAUUUGAAGUAUUUAUUCAUAAAGUUGAUUGUUUAUCAGAUGAUCAAAAAAUGGAUAUACAACGAGAUAUUACUCAACAUGUAACAAGUGUCUUGGAGGAUUUAUUGUGCGAACAACCGUCGAAUGCUGGAAUUAGUAUAGGAUUUCAUUUAACUACAAUAUAUGAUCAUUCAAUUUUUGAAGCAUUCAGUAAAGUGGUACAAAAAUUAAUUCCUUACUUGGAAGCAUUUGAACAUUUAUUAAAUAUAUUUAUUACAAAUUCAAUGGUGGACAAAGCAUUUCUUUUUGAUGUCACCAGUAAAAUAUAUUUAGCAACAGAUUCAAAUGCAGUAGACAUGCAGACGUAUGAAUUAUGCUGCGAUAUGAUUGAUGUUGUCGUAGAUGUGGCAGCAAUCUACACAAAUCUUCAGGGAUUUUAUAUCAUAAACUUUAAAAACUUUAUUGCUCCAGAAACCAUAAGAGUAUCGAAAUCAACAUGUCUACCGGACAUCGAUUUAACGUAGACCCCUUCAUGACAUUGGAAUUACCGUCUGAAAUUAUGCUGAUAAUUUUCCAGCACAAUGCCUGGUCAUACAACAUAAGUUAUCAUCUAAUUUUGCUGUACCGUUGUUCAGCUAGCUACAGGUGAUUUGAUAGUACGUACUGUGUACCAUCAUAGAUAGGUAUAUAUGAUAGAUAUCACUAUUUUGUAACUAAACGUUAUUCAAUCUCUGGUUUCUAGUGGUAUUUUUGUAUUUUCCACACAUCUGGCAGCACGUAUGCAAGUAACAUUUCAGUAUCAAUAAUGUCAGUCAGUCGUACGCAGCGUUAAACCUAGUACAUGUAUCGGUUCAAGUUGUACUACCCCUUUAGCACAACCAGAUAAAGUUUUCAGGGCGAAUCUCAGCUCAGUAGAUGUGGGAAUUUUAGUAGUGGUGGUCGAAAAGAUUAGACAUCGAAGAUACAGUUGGAGAAGAAAAUAUAAAUUAGUGGUUUGAAACGAAAUUAUGGGGAAACAAGAAAAUUAGGAUGAAAGAUAUGACAAACAAUAAAUGCUUCUGCGCGAUUGCGAAAAAUUUUCAGAUAUCUAGACUAUGUCUCCAACUGUUGGCUAUGAUAUUCAUGCGUAACCCAACCAGUUUGAUCAUACCUACAUGGUUCAAUCUAACAGUCAGUGUUCACCCACCCCUAAUUUUCUUUAAAUUAAUCGUAAACCAGCUCGACUGUUAAGGCUCUAUUUUGGACUGUUCUUCGAGUUCGAAAGACAAUUUCUGACCCAAUCGUCAUACAAUCUACUGGACAUACUGAAAAUCUCUCAUAUACUGUGAUUUCUCCAUGACAUAGGGUCGGUCCAGUAGAAGCAAUAUCACAUAGGAACCAUCACAGAAUAGAUUAUGAUGACAGAUCUUAGUAGCACGCUGUGGAUGAGUGAACGUGACUGUAAUGACGUUAAUCACUGAGGAAAUCCUAUCCUUAAGGAUGGCUUCGUUGAGUCCAUGGUUCGGUGUGCUCGCUGCAAGUAACAUGUUCAACUUGCAAAGCAUUUCGGUUAUGCCAACUUGAACCGAUCUACAUACGUACAUGUUCUACGUUGUGACUGACUGAGAAAACAAUGGUCUUUAGUAAAGUCUAGCACACACAAAAUCAUCAGAAGCGUGCAACAUGAAGUAAAAAGUAUCUUGGUUUGUCUGCACCUAGCAUUCUUAAAAUCUACUCGUACACCAAACAUCAUUGAGCAUCGAGUGAGGUUGUAGAUGGGAAAUUGUCUAAACUGUUUUUGUAUGGUAAAGGAAAUCGUGAACUGAAUCUUUGCUUAUAUUCUUUAAAUUGUCAGGUGAUUGUUCUCAUAAGUUAAGUACUUCGAACUUUUACUGCGUUUAUUUUGACCAACUUCCGGUAUAUCAUUUGCGCCAAUGUCGUCUUUCUGUCCUGCUCAAUUAGCUAAUAUGUUUGAUUUGAGAUAUUCUUUCAUUGUAUAUCCAAUACUUUUGGACAGUUUGUGACAAGUGCGUAUGAGUUCCACAAGUACUCCAGUUUCAUACUUCUCAUGGAAAGUCAAAUGGAUGGUGUUAUUAGACUUCAGUCCUUUCUUGUCAACCCACUCAUUCCCUAUUACUAAUCCCGGUAUAUAUCUCAAGACAAAAAACGAGUGCGUUUUGUGUUAGGCAUAUGUAAUUCCCGAAGUUCCUUCACCUCUGUUAAGUUCAUUCUAAAAGAUACCUUCUCAUCUUUGUUUGCAGUCCCCAAUCUAAUUUUGUUGAUCCGCCUGUAUCUGAGCAAACUGGGGCAACAAUUAUCUUAAACAAUGACAGAGCAUUAUAUCUUCGUGGCGUCAAUCAGUAUAUGGCUCUAGCUUGUUUGAUGUAUGAAGAAUCUUUAGAGAAAAUGGGCUUGAUAGAAUUCAAUUUCUGUGUCAUUAAGAAUGCAUUACAACAAAUGCUUGAAUUAAACCAACAACAUGCAAAGCGAGAACUAGCUGCUUUGUUGACACACCAACCGUCUUCAGAUCCUAUACCAGAAGAUGAAGAGCCAGUAAACGAACUUGAUUCGAGUGGAAAGGAUGAAGAUGGACAGGAAGUUAGUGAUGGAGAACCACAAUAUAAAAAUAGAGAUGUAAGAAGAGAAUAGUAGAAUCUUGUAAUGUACAUAUAUAUAUUGGUCAUCAUUAUGGUUUACUUCCAUCAAAGGUGACUUUUUGCUACCUUGUACACAUAUGUAAAUGAUUUGCGUAUAUGUGACACAUGCAAAAUCCUACAUGAAUUUCUUGUCCGUUCAUUUUCAUUUGAAGCUGUUAUCAUUGUGUUCUGGAUGCAGUGUGCUUCCUAGUUUACUUUUUUUCGCAAAACCUCCUGCUUAUAUUUUAUUGAUCAUCAGCUCAUCCCAACUUGACCAUUUGAUAUUUUACUUUUCUGCUUUAUAAGAAUAAAGAGAAAUACAUAUAAGUUAAUAAUAAUUUGUUCUGAAUACAGUGUAAUAUAUUCUAAUAUUUUCAAUUUGUAAUGAGUAUGAAGAUUGUUUUUAUCAGUGCGAUAGGUGUUGUCAGGGUCAGUUGAAGUUCAUGCAGUACAAACCAAUUUUGUGGUAUUUUCAGUAAUCUUUAGAAGUUAUUGUAUUAACGAUGGAUAUUACCAAUACUGUAUAUAUACCUGUGGUGAGACGACUGCGGUCGUUGUAAUAGAUUAUAAUUGAAUACUUGAUAAAAUGCAUAUGUUUCAGUUUCCUCGGUUUUUAAUUGCUAGUCAUAUGUCAAAUAUUUAUAUUAUUGAUCGUUACUUUAAUUCUGUAGGAUGAUUAUCAUGCGGCUUUAACCCGCCUACAUGCUACUUUAGAAUCAGCGUUCCGUUUUAAUAUGAAUAUUAAAUUUGAAGUAUUUAUUCAUAAAGUUGAUUGUUUAUCAGAUGAUCAAAAAAUGGAUAUACAACGAGAUAUUACUCAACAUGUAACAAGUGUCUUGGAGGAUUUAUUGUGCGAACAACCGUCGAAUGCUGGAAUUAGUAUAGGGUAAGUGUAAGCUGAAUGUUAAUACUAUUUAUAGAUUAUUAGUUUAAUCACUAUCUCUAAAAUAUUUCGUUAGUCACAUCGAGCUCAAAGACUAAUGUUAGCAUAACUUUUUCGGAAUGGUUCGGGUAGUUGAUUCCUGCUCAAUAGUGGUCUCAAAGUUAAAUCUUUCUUGCCGAAUAAACUUUUAGAUAUUCGGACCGUAUUGCUGUAGUUGGCAAAAUCAGUUGCCACUGUAAACAUCACAAAAGGGUAUGGAUUACAUAUAUGUAAGUGCAAAAACUAAAACUGUAUUCUCCUAUAUUCUAGCGCUGAUUUGCUUAUCUCAUACUCACUCGACUCAUUAUCACUCACUAUAUGGAAAGACUAAAUUAUUUGUUACAACUGCUAAUGACCAGAUCGAAAUGUGAGAAAUUAUAAAUCAGGAGUGAGCAUGACAGAAUGUGCGACAGUCUAGAAUGUAAAGUGAUUCAGUUCUGCUUAUUGAUUGUCUUUACAAGUAGAUUGUGUAUUAGAUACAGAGCAACGGUAACGGUAACUAAACAAUGCAAG
Messenger RNA from Schistosoma intercalatum, 4630 nucleotides. Lineage: Eukaryota; Metazoa; Platyhelminthes; Trematoda; Strigeidida; Schistosomatidae. The record is from the annotation of a GenBank genome assembly.